CUAGGACUUGGUCAGUUUAUAAAUAGGAUACCCAAACACGGUUUUAGUAUCAUAUCACAAAAUAAUUCCUUUUUAUCUCAUAUUUUCUUGUUUGCAAUCAGACAUUCUUAUCUUUCAAUUUCAUAAUUCGACAUGGCUGAGACUGUUGUUCUUAAGGUUGGCAUGUCCUGCCAAGGUUGCGUUGGAGCAGUGAAGAGAGUUUUAGGCAAAAUGGAAGGUGUCGAAUCUUUUGACAUUGAUAUCGACCAACAGAAGGUGACUGUCAAAGGCAAUGUGCAGCCUGAUGCUGUUUUCCAGACUGUUGCAAAAACUGGGAAGAAGACAGAGUACUGGGACUCUGCAGCAGGAGCAGCUGAAUCAAAGCCAACAGAAACUGUAGCUGUUGCUUAAUAGUAUGUUACAAUGAUAAUCUUCUUGUGUAAAAUAAGUUCAUGGGUUAGCAACAGAGUUUACCAUAUUCCGUGAUGUGGGGAGCUUUUGUACCGUGUCAAACUCAUUGUAUCUUUUCUUCGACUCCUGUACUUAGUUUCCUUAUAUUUCAUUAUCAUGUUUAAGUGUGCUGUACUAUAAAUGAAGAUAUAACAUUUCUGGUGGGUAUAUUAUUAUUUGUGAUCUUGUAAA
Molecule: messenger RNA, 621 nt
Organism: Daucus carota subsp. sativus
Lineage: Eukaryota; Viridiplantae; Streptophyta; Magnoliopsida; Apiales; Apiaceae
Product: copper transport protein ATX1
Exons: 3
Coding region: 133-390 (85 amino acids)
Molecular function (GO): metal ion binding
Source: RefSeq, a predicted model, not a curated record